Molecule: messenger RNA, 1545 nt
Organism: Aspergillus calidoustus
Lineage: Eukaryota; Fungi; Ascomycota; Eurotiomycetes; Eurotiales; Aspergillaceae
Source: the annotation of a GenBank genome assembly
AUGUCCGCCGUAUCCAGCGACGCGUCGCUUAUUCCAGCUGUUGCCCUGAUCCUAGCUGCCCUCUUGUCGACCAUUAUCCCAGGCUGGUGGUCCAAACGCGCCUUGUCCAAGAUCCCACUAUUGGGCGAGGAGCUUCCAGCAAAGGCCCGACGAGAUGCCUUGCUCAAGGAUUCCAGGUCGAUUUACUUGAAAUCUUACCUCAAGUACAAGCACUCCCUGGGGUUUCGCGUAUCCACGACUGAAGACUCUGGGGAGAAACUCGUUGUCUCGCCGAAAUAUCUCCCCGAACUGAUCAAACUCCCACCCAGCGUUCUCAGCUUUGAAGAAGCCCACAAGGAGUCCUUCGAACAAAAAUACACCAACUCCCCACCCCCAAGGUUCUUCGACCUCACGCCACACAUCAUAAAAGCUGACCUUGGUCCCGCACUGACACGCCUAAACCCGUCCAUGACCGCCAAAGCCGACGCCGCCGUUCUCGCAGAAAUCGGGGAAUGCGCAGCAGGAUGGACCCCAAUCAAGAUCUACCCCAGGAUGCUCCGCAUCAUCGCCAUCGUCUCGGGGAGCGUCUUCAUCGGCCCGCAGCUGUGCCAUGACGAGCGAUACCUCGAUGCUGCGGUGAAUUAUACGGCGGAACUCGGGCAGGCGGUGAUGGAGAUCAAGAGUGCGAAUUUUUGGCUCAAGAAGUUUCUUGCUGGACGGUUGGGAUCUGUCGCUGCGUUGCGGAGGCGCGAGGAGGAUUUCCUCAAAUUCAUCACACCGAUCGUGCAGCAGAGAAUCGACGCCAAGGCCGCCAAGGGCGCAGAGGACCUGCCAGAGGACAUGCUCACCUGGCUAGUGAACAAGGCCGCGCGCGACGGAAUCAAUGGAACGCGAGAAAUCGCCCUGAUCCAGCUGGGCCUGUUCUUCGUGGCGUCUCACACAACCGGAAUAACAUUAACAAAUAUCCUCUACGACCUCGCCGCCCACCCAGAGUGCAUUGCGCCCCUGCGCGCCGAGAUCCAGGCCGUCCAGGCCGAAUGCGAAAAUGGCAUUCUAACCCACACCGCCCUCCAGCGCCUCAAGCGCCUCGAUAGCUUCAUGAAGGAGUCCCUGCGCAUGCACCCGCUGACCUUUGCAACCUUUGAGCGCCGCGUCCUCCGCGGAUUUACCCUCUCUGACGGGACAUAUAUCCCGCAGGGAACGAUUCUCGAGGUCCCAAACCAUGCGAUCUCGCGCGAUCCUGAAGUAUUCGAGGACCCAGAGACUUUUAACCCGUGGCGAUUCGUCGCAGAGAACCAUGAUGGCGGGGCCGCGGCGGAAAAGGAUGGGCGGCAGCAGUUUGUGAGCGUGUCGCAGACGCUCGGGUCGUUUGGAUAUGGCCGCCAUGCUUGUCCCGGGAGGUUCUUUGCGGCAGUUGAGUUGAAGAUGAUUCUUGCGAGGGCGAUUGUGACGUAUGAUAUGCGGUUGAAGGAUAGAGGGGCCAGACCGAAGAAUUUGGAGUUUGGCUUGACGUCUGCGCCCGAUCCGGAGGGGGAGGUGCUGUUCAAACGGGUGGCCGGUGUCUAG